AUGGCGACCGUGAACGUCACCCCGCUGACGGAGGCGGCCGAGGCCAACAGCACCAAUGGCACGCUGCUGCUCUACCCCUGGGGCGAGUCGCUCUACCCGUCCGGCUACUCCACGCUGCGCAUCGUGCUCACCUCGGUCGUUGUGACGCUCAUCAUGAUCGUGGUCGUGGUGGGUAACAUGCUGGUCAUCAUCGCCAUCGCCACCGAGAAGGCGCUCAAAGGCAUACAGAACUGGUUCAUCGCGUCACUGGCAGUGGCCGAUUUCAUGGUGGGACUGAUCAUUAUGCCGUUCUCGCUGGCCCAGGAGCUGAUGGGCUACUGGCUGUUUGGCGAACUGUGGUGCAGCCUGCACGCCGCCAUUGACGUGCUCGCCUGCACUAGCUCCAUCAACAACAUCUGCCUCAUCAGCCUGGACCGCUACUGGUCCAUCACACAGGCCGUCGACUACCUCAAGAGCCGCACGCCGCGCCGGGCCAUCUUCAUGAUCGCCUUCGUCUGGCUCUUCAGCGCGCUCAUCUGCUUCCCGCCGCUGCUCGGCUGGAGGAAGAAGCGCGUCCAGAGCGACUUCCCAAAGUGCGAGCCGCCCGGUUGA
Amphibalanus amphitrite is the source of this 591-nucleotide messenger RNA. RefSeq names its product alpha-2C adrenergic receptor-like. The coding region runs from base 1 to 591 and encodes 196 amino acids. Gene Ontology annotation, cellular component: membrane. The record is from RefSeq and is a predicted model, not a curated record. NCBI's taxonomy places the organism in Eukaryota, Metazoa, Arthropoda, Thecostraca, Balanomorpha, Balanidae. Gene Ontology annotation, biological process: adenylate cyclase-activating adrenergic receptor signaling pathway. The transcript has 2 exons. Gene Ontology annotation, molecular function: G protein-coupled amine receptor activity.